AAACAAAAAAAAAAAAGUUUGAACUCAAAUUAUCCUCUAGAAGGAUAGCUGGAGUCUGAUCUAACCCGGUAAUUAAUUCUCCAUAUGUACGAUCAGAUAGAUAGAUACACGGUUUGAUAAGCAAUCAUGGCUCCAUCUCCUCAUUUGCGGACUUCUUGUUGUCUCCUUCCUUUCUUCUUCGUCCUCUUCUUCUUCUUCUUCCUAUCAUUCUCGCCGCAAGUGUGCACCGGCGAAGGCGAAACUCCUCCCGAGAUAACCUACCACAACGGGCCCAUCCUCACCGGCAACGUGAAGCUGGCGCUCGUUUGGUACGGCCGGUUCGGGCGCGUCCAGAAGAACACGGUCAGGGCGUUCGUGAAGUCGUUGAACUACGAAGGGCACGCCGCCGGGCAGCCGCUGGUGUCGUCGUGGUGGAAGAUAGUGGAAGGGUAUCAAACCGCGGCCAAGAAACCGGACGGACCGAUCACGGUUAAGGUCGCGAGGCAGGUGACGGAUACCAGCUACUCCAUCGGGAAAGUUAUCACGACCGAUUUUCUGAAGCCGCUGAUACAGAAGGCGACCGAGGGGAACCCGGGGAUACUGCCGGUAAUUUUCACGGCGAGGGAUGUUUCCGUGCAUGGGCUCUGCAUGGGGAAAUGCGCCGACCACGGAAUUAUUGACAAUCAAGCGUACGUGAUCGUGGGCAACCCGGAGACAGAAUGCCCAGAAGAGUGUGCCUGGCCGUUCCGAGGCGGACCGGACCUCAUCCCGCCCAGCGGCGAUAUCGGCGCCGACGCCAUGGUCAUCGGCUUCGCUCAAGGACUGGUAGCCGUUGUGACCAACCCGCAGGACACAGGCUUCUUCGAAGACAGCCUUAGGAAGCCACUAGAAGCUUCGUCAGCUUGCACGGGCAUUUUCGGGAGCGGAGCGGUUCCGGGUAGUAACCCGGGUAAAUUGCUCAAGGAUCCGGCCACCGGGAAGAGCUUUAAUUGUUAUGGCUCCAAGGGGAAGAGGUUUUUGGUCCCCGCGGUGUGGAACCCGGCCACGAAAACCUGUUGGACUUUGAUGUAAGAAAUUAAAAAAACACUCAUAUAUCCAUCUUAACGGGCCGGCCACCGGCGUCGGGUAAAAAAGGAUUGAGGAAUCAACAAUAGCUUCCCGCCUUCGUCGACCCAUAUAUAUCCAUUCUCUUGUUUAUUCUGAAACUAUUCUUUAUUCUUGAUCUCUUGUUUUUUUUUCUUUGCACCAUCUUAAUUAUUUCCAUCCUAUAGCUGCAUAUAUAGCCUAACCCAAUUUUUAAUCUCUUUUAUAGACAUUGAUCGGCCUAUAAUGGUCGAUCUUUAUUGUAUUUUCUUGAUAGACAUCUAUAUGUUGAUUCAUUCAAAUUUGCACCUGAUCAAUUCCUUAUAUGUACAAAUUAAAUAAUGGUUUAUUGGCUAGAGGAGAGAGGUUUGCGCAUGCAAGGAAUUUGUAAAUUUACGCAUUUGUGUAUAAAGGCAGAACAACUACCACCUCUUCAAACAAGCGUGUUCGAUGUUUCUG
Molecule: messenger RNA, 1521 nt
Organism: Linum tenue
Lineage: Eukaryota; Viridiplantae; Streptophyta; Magnoliopsida; Malpighiales; Linaceae
Source: the annotation of a GenBank genome assembly